Molecule: messenger RNA, 1152 nt
Organism: Dictyostelium purpureum
Lineage: Eukaryota; Evosea; Eumycetozoa; Dictyosteliales; Dictyosteliaceae
Exons: 2
Coding region: 1-1152 (383 amino acids)
Biological process (GO): tryptophanyl-tRNA aminoacylation
Cellular component (GO): mitochondrion
Molecular function (GO): ATP binding; tryptophan-tRNA ligase activity
Source: RefSeq, a predicted model, not a curated record
AUGAUUAGAUUAAAAAAUUUUAAUAAUAUAAAUAAUAUUCGUAGUUUUUGUACACAGUCUAUAAAUAAACCAUUAGUAAAUCUAAAAACAUCGAUUGAAGAAAUUAAUUUCGAUGAAAAAAGAAAAGUAACAGUUUUUAGUGGUAUGCAACCAACAAGUGCAGCAUUACAUUUAGGAAAUUAUUUAGGUGCAAUGGAUAAUUGGUUAAAGAUUCAAGACUUAAUUGCAAAGCAUAAUGAGGUUUCACCAGGCCAUAAAUUAAUUUUUUCAAUUGUAGAUUUACACUCCUUGACAGCAACUAAAACUUUAUCACCAAAAGAACUACAUUCAAAUACAUUAUCUGUUGCCAUUAAUUAUUUAGCAUCUGGAAUUGACCCACAAAAAGUUAUAUUGUUUAAUCAAUCUAUGGUAGCAGCACAUUCAGAAUUAACAUGGAUAUUUAAUUGUAUUGCAUCAUUUUCAAAAUUAUCAACAAUGGUCCAAUUUAAAGAAAAAAGUAAAUCAAAUAGUCAAUCAAUUUCAAAUGGAUUAUUAUCAUAUCCAGUUUUAAUGGCAGCAGAUAUUUUAUUAUAUAGGGCAACUCAUGUUCCAGUUGGUGAUGAUCAAACACAACAUAUCGAAUUCACUAGAGAAAUUGUAAAUUCUUUUCAUCAUACUUAUAAAAAGAAAUAUUUCCCAUUACCAACAAUUAUUAGUUCAGAAACAUCAAAGAGAAUUAUGAGUUUACAAGAUGGUAGAGUUAAAAUGAGUAAGUCAGACCCAUCGGAUUUAUCAAGAAUAUCUUUAACUGACACAGACGAAAUGAUCCAAAUGAAAAUUAAAAAAUCAAAAACAGAUUCAAUAAUAGGUAUUUCUUAUGAUAUUCAAAAUAGACCAGAUAUUUCAAAUCUUUUAUCAAUUGCCUCAGUAACUUCAGGAGUUUCAAUUGCAGAUUUAGAAAAAGAAUUUAAAGAUAAACAAAACUCCCAUUUCAAAGAUUUUGUAUCACAAUCAAUUAUAAGUAAAGUUAAACCAAUAAGAGAAAAAAUAAAUUAUUAUCAAGCAAAUGAAAAAAUUGUAAGGGAUAUUUUAUUAGAAGGUAGUGAUAAAGCAAAUCAAAUUGCAAUAAAUAAUUUAAAACAAAUUAAAGAUAUAAUUGGUUUAUAUCAUUAA